Molecule: messenger RNA, 3072 nt
Organism: Didymosphaeria variabile
Lineage: Eukaryota; Fungi; Ascomycota; Dothideomycetes; Pleosporales; Didymosphaeriaceae
Exons: 7
Coding region: 1-3072 (1023 amino acids)
Biological process (GO): double-strand break repair via homologous recombination; protein deubiquitination
Molecular function (GO): ubiquitin binding
Source: RefSeq, a predicted model, not a curated record
AUGGGGCGCAACGCGCGGAAGCGCAUCUCUUAUGUGCUGCCGCUCGCGAACUCGGCAGGAGGCCACAGACUGGGUGUCAAUGGCCUCGCCGUCGACCCUGUAGACUCCAUCCUUUACUCGGGAGGCCGCGACGGCGUGAUAUGCGCCUGGGACCUGCACCUCGACCUUAAACACAGAGAUAGCGACGACAGAGACCCCUUCGCCGACUCGAGCGCGCCACAUUACAAGCCGCCGCCGACCCAGUUCCGCCAACAGGCGCAGGCACACACCCACUGGAUCAACGACCUCGUCCUCGCCCAGAACAGUCAGGCCCUCGUAUCUGCCUCCUCCGAUAUUACCGUCAAGGUUUGGCGACCCGCUGCCACAGACUUCCAGCCGCCGCAAACAAUUGGUCUUCACACCGACUAUGUCAAACGCGUGGCUUCACCCGGCCCUCACGAAAAUUGGGUGGCCUCCGGUGGGCUCGAUCACAAAAUCAGUUUGUGGGACUUGAACGGCGCAGGUCAGAAACUUCAGAUUGCAGUAGGAGACGACGAGAACGUUGCCAAAGGUUCUGUCUAUGCGCUCGCAUGCAGCCCCUCCAUCGUCGCAAGCGGCGGGCCGGAGAGCAUCGUGCGCAUCUGGGACUCGCGGACUGGCAAGCGCAUAACCAAGUUCGUGGGACAUACAGACAACGUGCGGGACGUCCUGAUCACGCAGGAUGGCGACACUAUCCUCACGGCCUCGUCAGACCAGACUGUCAAAGUGUGGUCCAUGACGGCGGGUCGGUGCAUGUACACGCUCACCAUGCACAACGACAGUGUGUGGUCACUCUUUUCGGACGACCCGCAGCUGAAGGUCUUCUACUCUGCCGAUCGUUCAGGCAUUGUGGCCAAAAGCGACGUCCGCAAUUGUCCUGAGAUGGACGAGGGCAUUUCGGUAGCAGUGUUGCAGGAGCAUGAAGGUGUUAACAAGGUGGUCGCGGCUGGUGACUACGUGUGGACAGCAACAUCCAGCUCAAGUAUCAACCGGUGGAACGACGUAGAGACAGCGGCCGAGAUCAUGCUCCCGGAUACUUACAAGAUGCAUAGAUCUAGCAUUGCCACGACACGAUCUCGCUACCCUUCCCCGCCCGCAUCGACGCCUCCGACGAACGGAGCCACACCAAAGAUACCAUUCAAAGCUUUAUUGCGCAUGUCGAAUACUGCGCCAUUUCCACAAUUGUUCUCCAAGGACUCUGAUGCCUCCACAUUGUAUUCAGUCACUAGCGCACGCAAGCCUGCGGAGGUCUUAGUGGCACCAGAUCAUGGCGUUAUUAUUCCCUGCAGAGAUUUGCCUGAUUUUUCGAUAGAAGGACAAAACGGGCUAAUCAAGCAUCAUCUACUCAACGACCGGAGGAGAGUGCUUACCCUAGAUACCGCUGGCGAAGUUAUUCUUUGGGAUCUGCUCGCUUGCAUUCCUCUAAAGUCAUUCGGCAAACGCCACUUGGAAGACGUCGUACCUGAAGUGAACACUCGCGAAACUGUUGCUCAUUGGUGUGCCGUUGAUACACGAAUAGGCAGCUUGACCUGUGUUUUGGAAGAAAAUUAUUGUUUCGAUGCGGAAAUGUAUGCCGACGAACUUCAACUCCCAGAGAACAUUGACUUUAGAGAAGACCAGCGAAUAAAUCUUGGCAAGUGGGUAUUACGAUACCUAUUCGCGAACCUCGUCGAUGAGGAGAUAAAGCGCGAUUCCACUUUCAGAGAAAAACUUCUGGCGGGUGUGGCGAGCCGCGCAAAUCCCCCCAAAAGCAUCCAGUUGCCAGAUAAUAACAUCAAUGGUUGGAAGGACGCCACGUCCGGGCCUGCAUCGGGCUCCACCAUCCGAGCUCCGAACGGCUUCCACCUACCUGUCACAACUCCAGGUCUACACAUUGGCCAAGCUACACCCGGUAUUCCUCCGUCGAGCGCGGGCAAAGGCUCACAUUAUAACCAGCUUCUUACUCCUACAACGGAAGAGGGCUCCCAGCUGGAGAAAACUGCCACUCAGCGAAGCUCUACGCAAGAUCAGCCUGAUUAUUUCUCGCGAUCGCCCGCUACUAAUGGCAAUGGCAACGGCAAUGGAAACAAGAAGGAAAACAGCUCCACAGAAGGAUCAGAAGAGAACGCACCUCAGUCACCGGCAGAGGACGCCCAAACGCAAAAGAAGAGCAAGGGCCUCUUUGGCAAAAAGUUCGGCAUGUCUCUGAACAUGAAGAAGUUUGCCUCAAACACCGAGAAACCCGAAGCACCGAAGCCAGCGGCUACCGACGAGAAGUCAGAAGACAGCGAUUCCCAUUCCACAAAGACCGACGAAAAGGUCAUCGAAGACAACUUCUUCGGAGCUCUGCAGAAGAUCCGCCAGACAUACGAAGAACAGACCAAUCUAGGCGCUCAGAAGCUGGACACGCAGAUUGCGCCUAGCCUACCGAACGAGACUCCCGUACUGAAACCGCCAGCUAACACGACCAUCCUAAUCCAAGAAGAUCGCCCCGAUAGCGGCGGGGUCGCUGAUCUGUUCGAAGGCAAGGUCGGCUCCUUGGGCCAGCAAGCCGACCUCAUCGAGAAGUGCGCUCCUGUUUGGCUCGCCGACGUUCUCCUUCGGAACCAAAUCCCUCUCAAGGACAUCGUCAAAGUCUCCUUCAUCCUCGAGCCCUACCAAGCGCUCCUCCCCAGCAUCUCAUCCGACGGGUACCCCCCCCUGCUCCCCCCUCCUGACAAAGUAGUUCGCAACGCUAAUACUGCUCAAAGCAACAACCGCCUCAACGCGAAUCGUAUGCUGCGUGCGCGUAAGAUCCUGUCGUACGUCGCUGAACGCAUCGAGCCGGCGUCGAGCAAGGAGGAGGAGGGCGGGGACCUCAGGCCUGAGGAGUAUUUGGAGCUUUAUUGCCAAAAUCAGCUCAUCGCCCCCACAAUGACACUUGCUUCGAUCCGCGCGCACGUCUGGCGUGGCGGCGGAGACGUCGUGCUGUACUACAAGGCGAACGGGCGGAAGGAGAUCAAGCAUGCGCCUCAAGCUGGGCUCUCUCCUGGUCUGGGUAGCUCCGGCGUGAGCGAGGGGGAAGGCCUCGAGUGA